AUGAGCGGGAGGAUACUCUCCCACCGACUUGCUCCGCUUGUGCGGACUGGCCUGGCCCGACAUCUUCAUAAUGCUAGCUCCAGGACAGGAGGUUUACUUCGAGCUGAUGGUGGCGCUGGUCUAAGACGACGCGCUUCUUUUGGUUCUAGUGCUAUUCACAACAAUGUUCCGGCAGUUCGGGCAUUUUCAUUUGCUCGGCUACUUCCUAAGCUGGCGCUCAAGCUUGUCCGGGUGCCGGCUAUGUUUGGUGGAGCGACCAUUGCAGGCCUGGCUUAUUUCCAGUACCAAGCAACGCAGGCCGGAAACUAUGCGAUGGACGUGUUGAGGCAGGCGAAGGAUAUGGCGGGGAAUACAGCAUCAGGCAUCUUCGACGGCAUACAGGACGUGGCGGAAAGGACACGAAACGGCUGGGAAAAGACAACGGGUGAUGUAGAAUUUCCAGAAUGGCUACAAAAAAUCCUCCGACUCGACGAAGGUUCCAAAAAUGGUGAUUCUGGCGGCGGUGGAAAGGAACCUAACGAAGCCCGAGGAAUUACGGCGGGAGCGGCUGCAACUGGUGCAGCAUAUGGCUAUGAGAAGUUGGAUGAUGAUUCGAGAGGCGAUAAAGAAAUUGCCAACGACGAUCAGAUGAUGCUCCUUACUAGAAAGAUGAUCGAAAUUCGGAACAUCCUGCAAACUGUCGGCCAGUCUGGGAGCAUCACACUUCCGUCAAUCGUGGUGAUUGGAUCGCAAUCUUCUGGCAAGAGCUCGGUCCUAGAAGCCAUUGUUGGGCACGAGUUCUUGCCCAAGGGUUCUAAUAUGGUCACUCGGCGACCGAUUGAACUAACUCUAGUCAAUACCCCCAACGCUCAGUCAGAGUAUGGUGAAUUCCCGGCUCUCGGACUUGGCAAAAUCACCGACUUUUCGCAAAUCCAGCGUACCCUAACUGAUUUGAAUCUGGCGGUACCAGCGAAAGACUGCGUUUCCGAUGACCCUAUUCAGUUGACCAUCUACUCUCCGAAUGUCCCGGACCUUUCUAUGAUUGACCUCCCGGGAUACAUUCAAGUAGCGGGUCAUGACCAGCCCCUAGAAUUGAAGCAAAAGAUUACUGAUCUCUGUGACAAGUAUAUUCAAGCUCCCAACAUCAUUUUGGCUAUAUCGGCCGCCGAUGUCGAUUUAGCCAAUUCCACUGCCCUCAGGGCUAGUCGUCGAGUGGAUCCUCGUGGAGAACGUACUAUCGGUGUGGUCACUAAAAUGGAUCUCGUCGAUCCUGAGCGAGGCCACGAUGUCUUGACUGACAAGAAAUACCCUCUUAGACUUGGAUACGUCGGAGUUAUCAGCCGAGUCCCCCAGACAAGCGCUCUUUUCUCUCGAGGCUCUGUAAAUAUAACCACUGCCAUCGUCAAGAACGAGAACGCCUUCUUCUCUAAUCAUCCCACCGAGUUUGGCGCUCAAUCUGAGACUUUUGUCGGAGUUUCUACGCUUCGCAAGAAAUUGAUGCAUGUCCUCGAGCAAACCAUGGCAUCUAGCCUCUCGGGAACAAGGGAUGCCAUUGUUCAAGAGCUCGAAGAGGCAUCCUAUGAGUUCAAGGUUCAGUACAACGAUCGGCCUUUGAGUGCUGAAUCUUACUUGGCCGAAAGUCUUGAUGCUUUCAAGCAUUCUUUCAAGGCAUUCGCUGAAUCCUUUGGUCGACCGCAGGUGCGGGAGUUGCUGAAAGCCGAAUUGGACCAGCGUGUUAUGGACAUUCUGGCACAGCGCUAUUGGAACAAACCUGUAGAGGACUUGAACCCGGCCCUCCCAGACCUUGACCCUCUUAAAGACCUACCCAAGGCCGAUCCUGACUCGUUGUAUUGGCGCCGAAAGCUUGACGCUUCUACCUCUUCACUCACGAAGCUUGGAAUUGGCAGACUGGCCACUACUGUUGUUGCCAAUGCUCUCCAUAACCACGUGGAACAGCUCCUCGCAACCUCUACCUUCGCUUCCCAUCCAAGCGCGCACAAGCAGAUUAUUGAGGCUUGCACAAGCAUUCUAAAUGAUCGUUUCUUCAGUACCAGUGAUCAGGUAGAGAACUGCAUUAAACCUUAUAAAUAUGAGAUCGAGGUUGAAGAUCCUGAGUGGUCCAAGGGUAGGGACAGCGUGAGCAAGGUAUUAAAGGAGGAGCUCCGCGCAUGCGAAACAGCGACGAAGCAGGUGGAAGAAGUUAUCGGAAAGCGGAAGCUCAACGAUGUGAUGGCGUUCAUCGACAAGGUCAGGAAGGGUGAGGUUGUCCUCGAGGGCAAUGGAUCUGGUGGUGCUGGUGGCUUCAGUGCUGCCCUUUUGGAGAGAGGUCGGGAAGGUCUUUUCCUUCGUGAUAGAGCCGAUAUAAUCAAAACAAGGCUUUUGGCCGUUCGCUCCAAGCAGUGUGCCUCACAAAAGAAUAAAUACUACUGCCCUGAGGUUUUCCUUGACGUGGUAGCAGACAAACUUACUUCUACGGCGGUUCUCUUCCUGAAUGUUGAACUACUGUCCGAGUUCUAUUACAACUUCCCCCGUGAACUGGACAUGCGUCUCGGUCGUCACCUUUCCGAUGAGGAAGUCGAGCGUUUCGCCCGUGAAGACCCUCGAGUUCGCCGCCAUCUUGAUAUUAUUCGCAAGAAAGAACUUCUCGAGCUGGCCCUUCAGAAAAUAGAAGGUAUCCGCCAGCUAGAUGGCCGCAAGAUGCAUCGCAGCUCAGAUCGCCCGCAACCUGGAAAGGAGACCGGCAGUCGUUGGAAUAUCUUCUGA
This is a messenger RNA of Penicillium taxi, 2742 nucleotides long. Its product is annotated as dynamin-related GTPase MGM1. NCBI's taxonomy places the organism in Eukaryota, Fungi, Ascomycota, Eurotiomycetes, Eurotiales, Aspergillaceae. Gene Ontology annotation, molecular function: GTP binding; GTPase activity; microtubule binding. The coding region runs from base 1 to 2742 and encodes 913 amino acids. The record is from RefSeq and is a predicted model, not a curated record. Gene Ontology annotation, cellular component: cytoplasm; membrane; microtubule. The transcript is spliced from 3 exons.